Molecule: messenger RNA, 5841 nt
Organism: Haliotis rubra (blacklip abalone)
Lineage: Eukaryota; Metazoa; Mollusca; Gastropoda; Lepetellida; Haliotidae
Biological process (GO): protein K63-linked deubiquitination; protein K11-linked deubiquitination; protein K48-linked deubiquitination
Cellular component (GO): nucleus; cytoplasm
Molecular function (GO): DNA binding; zinc ion binding; cysteine-type deubiquitinase activity
Source: RefSeq, a predicted model, not a curated record
CGCCUUCACUGCACAUGCGCGGACGUGGACGGGAAGUUAAACAUGGCGGAUGUCUAAUUACCAACGGGAGAGGAUUUGGAUUAGUGAGUGUAGUAAGAGAGCUGAUGUCUGGUGGCGAGGCCAGUGUGUGAGAGUUGACCAUGACUCACUCCAGCGGCCAUGACGGACACUCUCAACCACCAGACCAAGACUCGGAUUCUGGAAGAGCUUGUUCGAAACACAGGAGCAAACAGGGACUUUGCCCUCGGGCUUCUGCAAGAAAACAACUGGCAGCUUCAGGACAACUACAAGGAGAUAGAGAAACUUUGUAUUGAAUCAGUGCAGGGGGCCAGAAAUAUGCAAAACCAUCCAAAUAAUCGAGGCACUCCCAUCCCCGUUCAUCACAUGGGGACCACUCCUAGGUCAUUGCCUGGCCAGCGGGGAGGGGGAGCCUUCCCCCCGAGCUUCACGAACACUGGUGUAGGGAGGGCUGGUGGCUACACUGUUCCAUCUAACCGACCAGGCUAUGAAACCAUGCCCAUGCAGCGUCACACCAUGGCCCACUCGGGCUUCCCCAUUGUUUCAGAUGAUCUUCAACAAAACACAAGGGCAAGGUCACAAGUAGAUCCAGCUUAUCGUCCCACAGAGAGAAUAGUACCGAUCCAUGUUGAAAGGGGGCCUGCUGUCAAGCUACCCGCUCCCACAAUACCACAGUCUCAGAACCGGUCCAGUGAACCCAGACCCUUUCAGCACCAGCAGUAUCAACAGCAGCAGCAACAGCCAUCUCCACAGCAACACCAUCGAGUCCUGCCCAACCCUCCACCACAGCAAGGCUUUAGGCCGCCACAGUUCCAGCGCGACCCAGGUCCAGGAGACCAUGCCCCUCUCUCUGGAGGAGCAGAAGGCUCAGAAAGCCAUGCCGCCGCCCCCAGCUCCUGGGCGGCAGACAAACACAAGGAUGCCAGCAAUGUCACUCCAGGCAGCAAACCAGCUGGAGAUCAUACUCCUAAAUUAAAGCGAGGAAUUUCCAAUAUAAUGGAGAAUGUAAAUUUGGUGUCUGAGGCCAGGUCAAGCGUGCUUCAUGACAUUGAGGAAGACAGCCAUGAUCACAUGUACCUCCUUACCUUUCUGCUCCCGGACCUGACCGUGUACUCUGAGGACUUCAGGGCAUACCUGGAGAAGGACCUGAUAGAGACUUCUACACUAGUGUCUCUUGAACAAGCAGGGAGACUUAACUGGUGGGCAGAGAUGAGAAUCUGUCAGCGCCUUCUUCCCAUGGCCACCUCCGGAGAUGGCAACUGUCUCCUCCAUGCUGCAUCACUAGCCAUGUGGGGCAUCCAUGACCGACAACUGAUACUUCGCAAUGCUCUCUAUGCCAAGAUGACCCGGGGAAGCUGUAAGGACAAUUUGUACAGGCGGUGGAGGUGGCAGCAGACACUCUCAAAUAAAGAGUCUGGCCUUGUGUUGUCUGAAGAGGAAUGGCAGGCAGAAUGGGACAAUCUGUUGAAGCUUUCAUCACCAACACCACGCACAUUUCCAGAAACAACAAAGAGAACCAGCUGCUGUGACAGUCCGGUCACUCACGGCAGUACGUCAUGUGACCCCGUGGUGUACGAGAGUCUAGAGGAGUUCCAUGUGUUUGUGCUAGCGCACGUACUGCAGAGACCAAUCAUUGUUGUUGCUGACACAGUCCUGAAGGACUCGGGAGGAGAGGCCCUGGCCCCCAUACCAUUUGGAGGGAUUUAUCUCCCCUUGGAGUGUGAGGCAAAGAUGUGCUACCGCUCACCACUGCUGCUGACGUAUGAUGCUGCACACUUCUCCGCACUGGUUCCUAUGGAGCAGGAGGUCUCCCCUGAUGACAAACCAUUUCUACCCAUUGCGAUUCCCCUGGUGGACCCAAGCUUCCAGCUGCUUCCACUUCACUUCCACAUUGAUCCUGGUCCACGGUAUGACUGGAAUAAAGUCAGCAGCAACAAGAAGGUGGCAGAGCUGACGUCGGAGGACAAACUGAACUUACUGCAGCAGUUCAUGAAUGUGGAGAAGCUUCAGAUCCCAACCCUUGACACUGACUACGACAGCGAUAAGCAGUCCUGUGGCUCCUAUGAGUCUGAUGACAGCGUAGGCUGUGUUGGAAACAAGGAAAAGAAAAAGGAUGCCAAGGUGUCACAGCAGAUGCACAGCGUGGCCAAACAGUUUGGGAGCAUUGGUAAAAGUAUGGGCAAGAAAAUCAAGAAAAACUUUGGGAAUAUUGGUAAAGCCAUGAAGAAUAUUGGUGACCCUGACAAAAGCAGUCGGCGCCAGUCUGUGGGGAGUGUUAUCACUCAGAGUACUAAGGUUAUUGCAACCAUUGCUACUGAUAUUGGUCGCGAUAGAGUGUGGUGUGCCAGGCUCAGUGUGAGCAGGACGAAGAUGCAGCAGGAGCUCGUCAAGAACUAUCUCCACACAUCAGAACAACGCUUCGAGAAGGACAGAGACUUGUGGCGGAAAAAGAAUGAAGAGAUUCGUAACCGAGUCAGCACCCAUUCAAUCGCCUCGACUGUGACCUGUGUAACGCCAGGCUGUCAGAUGUUUGGUACAGCCGAGACUGCAUAUCUGUGUUCAAAGUGUUACUCUCAACAAAAGCAGGAAGCCAUUGACAAGGAGAAGCAGCGAGGGCAGUUUGUGUAUAAUACUUUCCCAGGCAGGAACAAGGGGGUGGAAGAAGCGACCAUUGUCAAGUUGGGAAAGUCCAAGUUCUACACUGGGGUAGAGGAUUAUGGUCCUGAGAAACCUGCUCUGCAGGAUUCCAGACUGUCUGUUGUUGCUAACAUGGACCGCCAUCAGUCUCGCUCUGUUGGGGAUGUGUCCCACAUGGGUCAACAUGGCCUGCAUGCACGAACUCCGUCUCCUGACUAUGACAAUGUGGACUACAGGAUUGCAGACCCUCAACACCAGAGAAGGUCCAGUUCAACUUAUAUUACUUCCAGUCAAUCAGCUUCAAGACCUCCUACUGGUUUCAACCAAUCAGCUGCAAGGCCUCCAUCUGGUCUUAGCCAAUCGGUUUCGCGGCCAACAUCAGGUGUGAGCCAAUCAGGUGUCCAAGUCCCAGCAGACCUGUCCCAGUCUAAUCCUCGUUUGACCACAGGACCAGCACAGAUUGGCCAGCGACAGUAUUCAAGUAACAGAUGUAGAAAUGAUGGUUGUGAUUUUUUUGGGAGUCCUGAGUUAGAUCAUUACUGUUCUGGGUGUUACAAACAAAGGCAACAGUCCAUGCACACACAGGCCCGAGCUCAGACUCGACUAUAGCCCAGCUGAUGGGGACCACAGCUCAUUUAGGCCUCUCACAAUGUGCUACCGGGCGGUGUCAUCUUUAUACAGUUUGGAAUAUUUUCUCAUAUUUUUAACUAAUCCUGCACUACUUACUUCCUGCAUCUAUUGCUUAUGACUCGAAACGUGGCUGUGCCAGACGAUUGAUGUUGAAAAGCGUAGACUGUGAUCUCUUCCUGGUCUCGGGUAAACAUCCGUCAGCACAUGCAUCACUGGAAGGUGACGUCAGCCACCUUGUAAGGUUGUAUUCCCCUCCCCUCCGGCUUGGGGAAUACAACCUUACUCGGGACUGAUAAAACCCCGUAUUUCCCUUGACACGAUGUGAUAAUUUAUAAUGUCAGUUAAGGAGUAACACUUGGAUAGACUCAGGUCCAUGCCUCUUACUGCAUUCCCUAAAGCUAAUAAUGCUUUAAGAAUCGUGUGGCCUUUUGCAUUUAAGAGUAUAUGGCUUAUAUGCAAAUGACCACAGAUGUAAUCCCUCUCUGUCGACCAGAUUCCACGAUCGAAGGUGUCUUCGUUCAUGAUAUUUCUUCCCACGAGGCAUGAUGUCGCUGUGUGGGAAAAGAGUUGUUCCGAGGGAAACAACUGGGUGUGUCAGUUAAGGAGCAACACUUUGAAAACUCAAGUCACUGCUUUUUACUGCAUUUCCCUAAAGCAAAUCUCGCUUCAAAAAUCGCGUGGUCUUUUUCAUUUAAGCCUACAUGUCUUAUAUGCGAAUUACCACUGAGAGAUAGUCACUGUCUGUUGACUAUGCUUUUUCUUCCCAUGAAGCACGCCGACGACGUAUGGGAAAAGAGUUGUUCCAGAAUAACUGGGUGUGUCAGUUAAGGAGUAACGCUUAGGUUAACCCGAGUCACUGCUUUUUACUACAUUUCCCUAAAGCUAAUAACGCUUUAAAAAUUGUCUGGUAUAUUCCAUUUAAGACUAUGUGUCUUAUAUGCGUAUUACCACUGCCUGAUCGUCACUCGCUGUCCGAUCUAGGUGUGACAGCGGUUUUCCACCACCAAGGCGCACUUGAUAACAUUGACUGAGCUGUCUUUGUUUACCUUGCGAGGCGAUCCCCACAGAUGACACACCCUCCAUCCUGCCUGUCCGAUAAAUGUGCAGGAAGUAAGUAGUGCAGGAUUAGUUAAAAAUUUAGUAAAAUCUAAAUAUUUUUUAUAUUUGUAUACUUAUCCUGCACUACUUAUGAUAAGGGCCCACCCUGCGCUUUCAGCUACCUCCACUCUUUGUUUUCAUCUGUGGGAUUUACGGCAAUAAUCAGAGGUGGCUGACAUCACCUUCUGGUGAUGCGUGCGCAGAUGGAUGUUUACCCGAGACCAGGAAGUGAUCAAAGUCUACGCUUUCAACAUCAAUCGUCUGGCACAGCCACAUUUCGAGUCGUAAGCAAUAAGUGCAGGAAGUUAGUAGAUUUUACUAAUUUUCCUAAUAUACAAGAAACUUGUGGAGCAAGAGUGAUUUGUUUUGAUGAUUUUGUCUUAAUUAAUCCUACGAAAAGUAAUGAAGAAAGUUAGGUCAUUACUGUGGGCUGUAUUUGUCUUGAGUUUGGUGAUUGUUACACACUUUAAACAUUUCUCUGUUUGAAUAAUAAUCUUUGUCAUCUGGCAAGCAAAAGUGAAACUGUACACUGUAGCCCAAAGCCAACAUCUAAGUAAGUUAAUGUCAGCCCUGGUUGCCCGCUCUCCGAAGCCUGCUGGAGAAGCCCAAAUGAGCUGAUGGAGCACUGUGCCUGAGAUACAGCCCUUCGAGAAGCCUUCACAAUCCUCAGGCCAACUCCUCGUAGACACUGGUAGCAUUAUGUUGUGGAAGUGCAUCGUCAAUGCAAUAUCAUUUCAAGGUUUCUACAGCAGAGUUACUAUGAUUACCACUGUUGGUAUUUGCAAGAACAUUGCAUGCACUGUAUUUGUAGAGUAGAGAUCAAUUCUGUAUUUUAACAUGUUCAAAGGAAUCCACUUGUGUGUCCAUGAUUCUUGUCCCUUUAUGCCUGUGUUCUGAAAUGAUUUUAUGAAGCUUUUAUUAACAGAAUUUAUGUUUACACAACAUAAUAAUUUCAGCCUACAUAUUUACAUAUGUUGUAUAUGAAAUGAGUGUACAGUUAGUGUUGUAUAUAGCAUGUCUGGCCUGUGUAUAUACCUGUGUAUAUUUAUUGGUGUGUCAUUGUUUUACUUGCCUGGUUUGCGACACGGCUGGCAAGCUACUGCAAUCUCACUCCCGCUGAUGUACAAUUCACAUUAACACAGCCCCUUCCCAGUGCAGUGGCAGUUUUAAGAACCAUGGGCUUAAGAUAGUCAUAGCACAAGGAUGGGGCCCUGGUGUGUUAUAGAUAGAAAUCCAGUCACACAUGGUUUAGAAUGAUGUAAAGGGAAGGGGUAAGGUUGACCUGUGAUGGUAGCAUAUUAGUGUUUUAUAUUUAUUGAUCCUCACAUACUCCUCUGUUCACUUAUUGAUAUAUAUUGGUUUACAUUAUUCAUUUACCAUGUGGAAGGAAAAUCAGAUUUUGAGAGAAAAUCUUUAAUACUGCAUGAUACAAUUAUCAAGUAAAGCCAAACGUAGUUA